AUGGAUUUGACUCCCAUUGCACCUUUGAAUUCAUGGAUUUUUGUGAAAAGAACAACAUCAUUCCCUUCUAUCUCAUCCCGCAUACGAGUCACCUAUUACAACCUCUGGAUGUUGGUGUUUUUCAAGCCUUUAAGCAUCAUCAUUCAGUGGCAGUGGAAAGAAGCAACAAGACGCGGCUGUGAGAAGUUCACAAAGGUUGAAUUUCUUCAUGCUAUCACCUCCAUACGAAAAGCAACAUUCAGAGUUCAUACAAUCAAACAUGGAUGGGAAGCAACUGGCCUACUUCCAUUCAAUCCUUCAAUUGUCCUUAAUAAAUUGCGUGAAUUCGAGACUACUCCUUCAGAAUCUUCAAAUUCAGAUUCCAUGGAUUCAGAUACUUGGUAUACUCCUUCAACUGUACGCCAAUUCAACCGAUAUAAACGCAAACUCGAGGCUUUGGAAGAGGAAGAUGAAGAUAACUAUGAUGAGGACUAUAUAUAUGAAGGAUUACAGAAGCUUUAUAAGGGUAGUAUUGCAAUGGCCAAUACAGUGGCUCUUUUGCAGGAGGAGCUCUCGCAGACAACUGCCGCCUCGGCUGCUCGCAAACGCCGUCUGAACGGCUCACGGAGGGUAGUUCAUAAAGGAGGAGUCAUCUCUGCAGAUAAUAUUCGCAAAAUGACAGCUAUUCAUCAUCAGAUUGGUAUUGAGGAGGCAUUGGAGAAGUUACGGCCAAAAUGGAAGAAGGUUAUGAAGGAACUUAAGAGAUAUUGCAGAGACAAAGGCAUUUAUGUUAAUGCCACCAAAUUUACAAGGAAUUCACGGCAAUAG
Messenger RNA from Histoplasma mississippiense, 807 nucleotides. RefSeq lists its product with no specific name. The record is from RefSeq and is a predicted model, not a curated record. The coding region runs from base 1 to 807 and encodes 268 amino acids. NCBI's taxonomy places the organism in Eukaryota, Fungi, Ascomycota, Eurotiomycetes, Onygenales, Ajellomycetaceae. The transcript has a single exon.